This is a messenger RNA of Prorocentrum cordatum, 546 nucleotides long. Lineage: Eukaryota; Dinophyceae; Prorocentrales; Prorocentraceae. The record is from the annotation of a GenBank genome assembly.
AUGGCAACUGCCAAGGACGACGCGAAGGCCGACCGCGAGGAUGCCGAGCAAGCGUGGGCGGAGGCGAAAUUGUGGAAGCAGAGUUACUUGGAGGAUCCGUCGCUCAAGAUUUGCGAGAACUUGAAGAAGGGCGAAAAGCCGCGCGAAGAGAAGACGCGCAACGCCGACCUCCAGCGCCGCCUGCGCGUCGUGCAAACCGGCUGCUACGCGGCCAUAGGCCGCGUGAAUUUCUACGAGUUAACGUUGGACUUGUUCACGUUCGGCAAGGGACUGCUCAGGGCCUCCACGGCGUCCGCGCCCCCAAUGCUCUACGAUGUUUGGUACGUGCCGGAGGAGGAGGGCGCCGACGAGGACGACGCCACGCGGGACCCGUGCGCGGCCCUGCUCGCCCGCGGCGGGCCGGGGAGCUGCGCCGGGGGGCAGGGCGCGCCGGAGACGAGGGCCGCCGCCGGCAAGCUGCAGACGUUCCGCUGCCCGAGCGGCGAGGACAGCGACGACGAGCUCUGCCAGGGCCACUGGUCCCACCUCGCCGAGGUCGCGGAGUGA